Melanotaenia boesemani (Boeseman's rainbowfish) is the source of this 4881-nucleotide messenger RNA. Its product is annotated as cGMP-dependent protein kinase 1. Bases 383 to 2389 code for a protein of 668 amino acids. Gene Ontology annotation, biological process: protein phosphorylation. NCBI's taxonomy places the organism in Eukaryota, Metazoa, Chordata, Actinopteri, Atheriniformes, Melanotaeniidae. The transcript is spliced from 18 exons. The record is from RefSeq and is a predicted model, not a curated record. Gene Ontology annotation, molecular function: cGMP-dependent protein kinase activity; ATP binding.
UGGUGUGUUUGCAGCGUGCGAGGCGGUGAACUGCAGGAGUUGUCUCCGCUCUUCAGUGUCAAGUUUGACGGCCUGCGUGCGACCUCUGAGUGAAAGGGCUGUUGUAAUUGCGUUCUUAUUCUCAAUGAAGGAUCUUCAGCAGCUCCCAGGAGACUUGGUGGACCGUGGCGUGGCGCUGCUCCAUCAGCCUUCCGCUCCCCAGCUUUAAACGCCCGCUUUGCUUUUUUUCGUCUGAAAUAAACAAGUGGGCAGUGAAGGGGACUCUCGGAGCAUCAUCACCCUGCGCGUAUUAAGACAGGGAUUUGUGUUUACGAAACCUGUGCGAGUGCUUUUUUGGACACAUCGCGGGAGAAUCGCGGCAAAGUAAAGUGCAGAUUUCAACAUGAGUGACCUGGAGGACGACUUCGCCAAGAUCCUGCUGUUGAAGGAGGAGAGGAUACGGGACUUGGAGAGGCGGCUUGCGGACCGGGAGGACGAAAUUCACGAACUUAAGAGAAAAUUGCACAAAUGUCAGUCUGUUCUGCCCAGUGCUCAACUUAUUGGACCUAGGACCCGCAGGGCGCAGGGCAUCUCCGCGGAACCCCAGACGCACCAGGACCUGUCAAAGCAGACGUUUCGGAAAUAUCCCAAAUCUGAGUGGUCUAAGGAUUUGAUCAAGGAAGCCAUCUUGGACAAUGACUUCAUGAAGAACCUGGAACUGUCGCAGAUUCAAGAGAUCGUGGACUGCAUGUACCCUGUGGAAUAUGGAAAGGACAGUUGUAUCAUCAAGGAGGGCGAUGUGGGCUCCCUGGUGUAUGUCAUGGAAGAUGGGAAGGUGGAAGUGACAAAGGAGAGCCUGAAGCUCUGUACCAUGGGGCCGGGGAAGGUGUUUGGAGAACUGGCUAUUCUCUACAACUGCACCAGGACUGCCACUGUCAAGACUCUGACUAAUGUAAAGCUGUGGGCCAUCGACCGGCAAUGUUUUCAGACGAUCAUGAUGAGAACAGGUCUCAUCAAGCACACCGAGUACAUGGAGUUUCUAAAAAGCGUCCCCACAUUCCACGGCCUACAGGAAGAUAUCCUAAGCAAGCUUGCUGACGUUCUUGAGGAGACACAUUAUGAAGAUGGAGAAUACAUCAUCAGACAGGGGGCCAGAGGAGACACCUUCUUCAUUAUCAGUAAAGGAAAGGUUAAUGUGACCAGGGAAGACUUGCCCAACGGUGAGCCGGUCUACCUCCGCAGUCUUGGAAAAGGAGACUGGUUUGGAGAGAAGGCACUGCAAGGGGAGGACAUAAGGACAGCCAGUGUCAUUGCAGCAGAGGCAGUUACCUGUCUAGUCAUUGAUCGAGAUUCAUUCAAGCACCUAAUUGGAGGUUUGGAAGAUGUGUCUAGUAAAGGCCACGAGGAUGCUGAUGCCAAAGCCAAGUAUGAAGCAGAGAAUGCCUUUUUCUUCAGUCUCAACUUAGCUGACUUCAACAUCAUUGACACUCUAGGAGUUGGUGGUUUUGGACGGGUUGAGCUGGUUCAACUUAAGAGUGAUGAAAAUAAGACCUAUGCCAUGAAGAUCCUGAAGAAGCGACACAUUGUUGACACAAGACAGCAGGAGCACAUUCGUUCAGAGAAGCUCAUCAUGCAGGAGGCCCACUCUGACUUUAUUGUUAGACUUUAUAGAACCUUCAAAGACAGCAAAUACCUCUACAUGUUGAUGGAAGCCUGUUUAGGAGGCGAACUUUGGACCAUCCUUCGAGAUCGGGGCUCUUUUGAGGACUCAACCACCAGGUUUUACACAGCUUGUGUUGUGGAGGCUUUUGCUUACCUGCAUUCCAAAGGCAUCAUCUACAGAGACCUGAAACCAGAGAACCUAAUAUUGGACCACAGGGGAUAUGCUAAGCUGGUGGACUUUGGCUUUGCCAAAAAGAUCGGCUUUGGGAAGAAAACGUGGACCUUUUGUGGGACGCCAGAGUACGUAGCACCAGAGAUCAUUCUGAACAAGGGCCAUGACAUCUCAGCCGACUACUGGUCUCUGGGAAUCCUCAUGUUUGAGCUCUUAACUGGCAGUCCUCCAUUCUCUGGUCCUGAUCCAAUGAAAACCUACAACAUCAUCCUGAGGGGCAUCGACAUGAUUGAAUUUCCAAAGAAAAUUACCAAAAACGCUGCCAACCUAAUUAAAAAGCUAUGCAGGGAUAAUCCUUCUGAAAGACUGGGAAACUUGAAAAAUGGUGUCAAAGACAUCCAAAAGCACAAGUGGUUUGAGGGCUUUAAUUGGGAGGGCUUGAAGAAGGGGACAUUGACACCUCCUAUUAUCCCUAAUGUCACAUCCGCAGUUGACACAAGUAACUUCGAUAGCUUCCCAGAGGACAACGAAGACCCACCUCCUGAUGAUAACUCUGGCUGGGAUGUAGACUUUUGAAGUCCUCCUCUCCACUUAAAACCAAAAGAAACUCUUCUUUUGUUGGUUUUUGAUGGCUUGGAGACCAGAGGCCAUCUUAGAGGACAUGGUUGGUUAUAAAAAUAAUAAAAAAUGUUGAAAAACAACAAAAACUGCAUAAAAAUGAAAGUGGGAUAUGGAAAAGAAGACAAACAGAUGGAUGGCAAGCCCUCUAGGUCACCGAUAUGCCUUUAUUUCACUGUGGCCCUGGAUAAAGCAUUUAUUAUGGGACUGCUGUAGCACUUCUUCAGUGUUGUCUUACACUUAAGUUUAAAGGCAAAGGCACAGAAAGUACAGGGAUACACACAAACACACACACAAACACUAAACAGAGGCUGAUAAUAGAGCCAGAUUUUCCCAUGGAAUAGGGAAAGACGUUCAGUGGAUGAAUGAAUGUGUAAUAGUUUGUCUAAAUUUUGGUUUGAAGUUAAGUAAGAGUGUGAAAAUGCAGAGCACUGUUUAAAUACCGAUGAAGCAAAUGUUAAAUUUCUUUCUUAAAAUUUUCUCCAUGUGGUAUUUGAAGAACUACUUGGUAGACUUUGGAAGGGAACAUGAUUUGACUACAGUAGCUGCCUGGUUUUCAACAUGCAGCCACUUGCUGCAGUCCACAGUACUUUCAAGAGAUCUACAAACUAUUAUUUCCAAGUAUCAAGUGCUCAAGACUAUCUUGAAUGUCACAGAUUUUCUUCUUAUUUAAAUUACUUAUAUAGCAUACAGUAUGUAUGGUACAUAGUAUUUGAAUUUACAGGUUAGGCUGUCACAAAUAAACUCAACUGGGAUAAAAUCAAAUACUUAGUACACCUUAUAUGAGAUUAAUCUACCUUGAAAUGCACAAACACUGUGCAUUCAGUGGGAGGAGAUGUGACUCUUUAAGUGCCCUGCUUAAAGUUUAAUGAAUCACACACCGGCACAUAUGACAUGCUAGUAUUUCCAUGAAGCAAUGUGUCAUUAUGCACUUAAGACCAUAAACUGAGAAAAUUAGCAGCUCAUUUUAAGCUUUAGUAUAAGUAACACUCUUUUUUUUUGUAUUUUAAUGCGCUUUUAAUCACACAUAUAGAUGCUUCUCUUGCAAUAUUCUCCUUUGGUUUGUUGUUCAUUUAAAUGCCUCUUCCCAUUCAUCCUGACCAGAUGUCCUUUGUUUCCCCCUGUACAGUUCUGACACAACUGUGAACAUGGUUUCAGUGUCUUUGGUGCUGUUGAUGAAUUAUAAUACGCAAUGUUGACAGUACUGGUUAUUGUUUUUGUAUUGUGAUUUCUUUGUGCUUGAUUACUUUGUAAUGUACUUGAAAUCAUUCUUUAGAAAAUCGGAGACUUGUAUAAGUUUGUAAACAUGUGUGAAGAAUUGUUUUAUAUCACUUGAAUUGUGCUAAGUGGCAUUUUCAAGGGAUUAAAUGAACUAUGUUAAGUUCAUCCUUACAAAUUUACCUACAUUGGAGCUAAAUUUGACCACAUUCACAUUAUCAUAAGACAAACAGGAGUCAUCAUCCUCUUUGUGAGAAUUUUAACAUACCUCCUAGAGACAAAGAGCAAAAGGAAACAAAUAUAUAUUUUAUGAAGACUCAGCUCUGCACCGUGAUCUUUCAAGCAUAACCCAGCUCAUCACCUCCUACAUCCAAAACUCAGAACAUUAGGUCAAAAGGAUUGUAAGUGCCUUAAGUCAAUGGCAUAAAGAAUUAACAUCAUACAACCUUAGCAAUGCUGCAUGAACACAUAAACACCUCAAAAACAUGUCCUCUUAGAUGGCUGCUCUUCAUCUUUUGUUAUACUUAAUAAACAUUAAUCAUAAUGAAAAUAGAAUCCUUAGUCAUUUGAUGGCCAUCAAAAGUAUAUAUGAAAUCCAUUUCCUGCUUAUGCCUUUUCUAUCUCACGGGAACAUUUAUGAACAGAAAGAUGAUCACAAACAUGUCCUCCCUGAUAUGACUGCAAUGACAUGCUUUUCUCUACUUAUCCGCUGUGAUCUUUAAACAUCAACCACUAAUGGCCUGAUAUGAAAUACCAGUGAGCAUUAAUCACCUGUUCCAGCCAUGAAAUCUGAGCAUUUAGAGAAAGCAAGAAUGAUUUGCAGUUUGAACAUAAAUCUCUUGCUAUUAGUUUUGACAAUCUUUAACUGUAAGAUAGCAUCAGUCACAAUGCAUCAUGAUUCAAAUUCUCACUUUAUCAUUUGAUCCUAAAUAAGCUGGACAGGUUUGACUUCAGGAAGCUGAGCAGAAAGACACAUAUUUUGACAGAGAACUAAAAAAAAUAGUAGAAAUCUUAAUUCUGUAAAUAUAUCAAACGUAUUUUACUGUGUUGUUUGUCACAAAGCCUUAUGUUUGUCAUCACUUUCCAAAACACUGGUUUUGACUUUCUUGACUGCCUUCUGCAAAGUUACCUGAUGUUUGCCUUGUGUUAUGUUGUUUUCUGCUGUAAAUUAAUUUUGCAGAGUGCCAUGUGUAAGAUUUUUAAAACUAUAGAGUAAAAACCAAUAAUUUUAA